AGCAAGUAAACAGCGUUACGGAAGCGCAUGCCAUUCUGCGUUCUCCGCGACUUCGUGCUCGUAUUCAGAUGUUAUCGAGAAAUCUUGUAUUCAUUAAAUUAAUGGUCGAAACUACAGCCGAAAAGGAGUGCAGAGGUAAUCAAAGCUUGUCUUUAAGUUGAACUUUAUGAUCAGUGUAACAUCAGGCAAAUGCGAAUCAGUCUGCCUGACAUUAAGAUUCAAAGCUAGUGCCAGCAGGGUGGAACCACUUUUGUCCAGUUAAAUAAGAGUUAUGACUGCAGUGUACGACAAUGACUCCUUCUUUGACUCGGACGGGGAACAUGACAGCCGCAAAGCUGACAGUCCAUACUUGAAAGGAGCUUACGACCGUGGCAGCAGCCCCCCCACGGAAGUUGGCACGCAGCGAGGUGCCAAAAACAAAUCCCUGACGCCUUCGACCUCCGGCAACUUCUCAGCCAAGUCAUCCGACUCUAUCAUGUCUGAGAAAAGUGGGGCCAAGUCGCACAGGUACGGCCACUCCCCAUCGCCACCGCGGUCGCCGUCCCCGUACAGGAGCCCCUACACACAGUCCCCAGCCUACUCAGACUCCUUCAAUUCAGAGGACUCAGAGCAGGAUUCUCGCAAUGCCUCGCCUGAGAGGGCAAGGCAGGUGUCAAGCAAGAAGCCUCAACAUACCGGGAGAGCCCGAGGAGGAUACAGCAGUACCUCCUCCAACCGAUUCAACAGUGGGACAAGCCAAGAUAGCCGAGCGACAUACAAGAGCUCAAAUUAUGGCAAGACCAUCAACCGAACAAAGAAAGCUUUUCAGAAAACACCACUCAAGAAGUCAGUGGCCGCCGCUAACACCAAACGUUCCAACAGCAUUGCCAGCAGCCAGGCCUCGCCACGCAACACCAACGAGGUGACCCGCCGCAUGCUGUCGGCCAAGGGCCACACCAUCAGCCGGCUGCGCAAUGAGUUUAACCAGCUGCAGAAGGAGCACGAUGAGACGGUGCGAGAGAACAAGUUGCUGAAGGAGCUGCAGCGACGGCAGGAGCGGGCCUUGGCCAAGUUUGACAGCGAGGAGAGCGAACUGCCGCAGCUGCUCAAGAAGCACAGUGCCGAGCUGGACAGCAUGCGUCGACGGAUACGGAAGUAUCAGGAGCGCGACAGAGACAGAGAGCGCCGCCUGAAGGACAAAGACGAACAGUACCUCCGCGCUGAAGAUGAGCUGAAGCAUAUCCGGGCCCUUGCCGAAGACAAGGGCCUCCUGGAGCGGCAUGAGCUGCAGAGGAAGCUGGACCGGCUCCGGGGCAAGCUGGAGGCUCGUGACAAGAAGCUGGGCGAGAUGGAGCGCUACGUUGAGCACCUCAAGAAGAACCAGCGUCAUGAGCUGCACGAGAGACAGGGCCGGGAGGAGGAACUGAAGGGGCAGGUGGCAAGCCUGGAGAUGGAGAACGAACGACUGCAGAACCAACUCAGGGAAAAGGAGAAAGAGCUGGAAGUACGUAAUAUUUACAGCAACCGCCUAAUCAAGCCACCAGGCAAACUCCGACAUAACCUCUCCCCUACUGGCCUCAAGCCAGUCAUGCUGAGCAAGGCCACCUCAACAGACGACCAGUCCAAGCACCCACGCCCACCCCCGACUGAGAGGCAGCAACGGGAGUGGUCAGCUGAGGAAGUCAGGAGGCGAGAGGAACUGACCACCAGGGUCAAGUCCCCGAAGGAUGCCACGCCGAAGACAGAGCACAAGGUGGAACCCGAGAAGCCAAAACAGAAAGAACCAAAAUCUGAGGAACCUAGCGAGGAACCAAACAAGGAACUCUCAGAGCACGAGAAGAUCCUGCGUGAUCUGGACAUGGGAUGGGGGAGGCGGGACGGUGGUGAAGAAAGGCAGAGGCAGGAGGAGGGAAGACGGAGACAAUUGGAGGAGGAAGAACGUCGGAAGAAAGAAGAGGUACGGCAGAAAGAGCUGGAGGAGAGACUCCGACGGGAGGAAGAUGAAAGACGGAGGAGACGGGCGGAAGAAGAAGCAGCGGCAAGGAAGAAACUGGAAGAGGAAGAAAAGCCUUCCGUGUACAAAAGACCCAGUUUCUUUGGUUCCAAGCAAGAUGCCUCUAGCUCCCAGUACAAACCCAGUUUCCUGGACUCAAGUCCAUCCACAAACUCUAAACUCUCAUUCAAACGAGACGACGACUCAUCCAGUUACAAACCCAGUUUUUUUAAUACUUUGACAAAACCUGAGCAUCCACAAUCAAAUCAGAACGUAACCAGUGCAACUCAAAACCCUCAAGAAAUGACACCAAGUUCUGUCAGUGCAAAUCCAAAAGCAAAGUCCCAUAUUCUUGACGACGACGAUGACUUCUUUGAGACCCAGCCCCCAUCAACAAACCUUCCAGCGUGGUUAAGGGACAGUUCCAACACCACAGAAGUGGAGAGGGAAAAGAAGAAGAAAGAAGUCCUUGAAGAAGCCAGUUACUCCCCCGAUUUUGACAACUCGCCCAACGACAACGACAGUGAGGAGAACAUCCCCUUCUUUGGGUCCAAACCAACCGGAGUGCAGAAACCGCCUGUGGCCAAGACCCCACCAUAUGCCGUUAACAGUGUACGGGAUUUGCAUCGGUAUUCCCGCGGUGACAACAACAGCAACAUCCCCAAACAGGGCAUAGACGAAGGGGGCCAGAUUGACCUGAACCAAGCUAACACAGCUGAUCAGGAGAAGGAGGCUGAACGUGUAGCUGAGGAGCGUCGCAAGAAGGACCUGCUCCUGGCCAAGAUGCGAGAGAUUGAUGAUGGCAGGAAGCCUGACUCCGGCCGAAGCCACAAGAGCUACAACUUCACCAAGCCAGUGGAGAAUCUCCACAAUGGAGUCCCCUCCCACCCGGAGGAGACUGGGCCGGCAAAGGGAAAGAAGGAUGAUGCCCUGUUGUUUGGAAGCUACGCGCCGACCUUCACGAGCGGCAAAGUGGCACAGAAACCCAAGAAGAAGUCAUUCUUUGACGAUGAUGACGAUAGUGACAGUGAUCUGUUCUCCAAACGGAAACCGGCCACCUCACCGCAGGGCGAUAAAAAAUCCAACCUCAUGGCUGAUCUCUUUGGCAACAGCGCCAGCGAGGAGAAGGUGACCAAGUCCUCAUUUGGCGAGGACAAGAACGUCUUCACGUCCUCCACCAAAGCCAAGCCCCUCUCCUACCCUUGGGAGAAAAAGGUGGAUGUUGUAGGGGGGACAAACGCAGCAAGCCCAGGAGCUGCAAACAGCUCUAAAGACAAGGGUCCCUCAGCCUCUAAAGCCGUCAUGAACAUGUCACACGACAGCCUCGAUGAUAUUGACGACAUAGAGGAAGUGGUUCUCUGAAAGUCUCAUGUUUGUGUAUUCUUUCAAGUUUUUGGAUGUACAAACCUUGUACAAAUGCUGUUAUUUAUGAAUAUAUUUUAUUCAAAUAUAUCUGUAAACAUGUAAAAAUAAAAAAUAUAUAAAGGUUAAAAAGCAUUUCAUCAUGAACAGAACAAAUUUCUCUGUAGCAUACAUUUUUUAUUCGCAAUCAUGUUUUGCAGUUGCUUCAUCCUUUAACAUUUCUGAAGAAGUACAUAAUUAUGUAUAAUGCCUCAUGCAGGUAAUUCCAAUUUGAGUCAACUGAUUGUUCAAGAGCUUACAGUGUAGGUGUCCGGAAAUAGCUGAUAUCCUCAUUGCAGAUGUACAGACUGGCAAAGUGUACAUUUUUGGAUGCAUUUUUUAAAAGGGGUCAAUUGCCUCUUUAUUACUGGCCAUUUUUAGCAAACCGUUCACGCUGCAGGUUUCCUGCCAUGCUUUGAAUCUUCUGAAAUGGCCUUUGUUGACGAGCUCUAGUAACACCAGCAGAGCCAAACUUGUCUUUUUUGUUUUCCAUGUGGAUUCCAACUGACCCUUGUUUGUCAUUUUGUUCAUUUGUAAUCUUAUAUGUUUGAAUAUUCCAUUCUAGAGCACAUCAAAGAACAAAGCACUUCUGAAGUAUGAAGUCCUAGCUCACCCAGAAUAAUGUAUCAACAUUCAGGGAACUGAACUACGAAGGGUUUGGAAUGAUCUUCCUUCAAUGUUUGGUGAAAAUGUGGCAAAUUUGACCCAUUUUUGAACUUUUUGAUGGGCAGUGCUGCAUUGUUCUUCCUUUAUUGUGAGAUUUUCGUUUAAUUUCGAGCUCUCUUUUCAUUUUUUGACCCAGAACUACUGGAAUAGUACCCCUUCCCAAAUGUGCAUUGUGCUUGAACUUUGGUUUGUUAACUAUAUACGUUGUGCCAUUUGGUGUUUCCUAGAUUUGUCUCCAUCCAGGAUGUUGGUGUUUUGUUUCGCACUUUGAAAGCACCUGAUGAGGUACAUGCAUGCUUGGCUUCAGCCAUGCACAUUUUAUGCAUGUUAUAUGAAAAAAAGUGUUACCUUUCAUAGUACUCCAAAGAUGGAUUUUCAAAGAAUUUCUUUGCAAGCUGUUUCCCUAGAUGGUGUUUAGCAGAAUGCAUACCGUGCACGAUAUGGGGCCGAUGGGUAACCCCCCCCCAUGUCCAAUCCCUAUACACACUCUAGACAAUUGUUGCCUAACACAUCUUCCCUAGAAGUCUGUAAAGAAUUCCUGAGAUUCCGUUCAAACCAUGACCAACACAAAGGCGGGGGGGGGGGUUUCUCUCCACCCCAUAUCUUGCUUCAUAUGGCAGAAUGAGAAGAAUUAUUCAUUGGAAUUAUAAUACAUGUAGUUCUGUGUAGUGUUGCCAUGGCAACGAAUGGGCUUCUUUUUAGAAUUUCGCUGUUGCACAUGUGUGCUGUCCAGUUGUGUUUUGAAAUCGAUGCCCACCAGCGAAGGUAGAGCUUUACUCAAAACUAUUAGCGGACUUCGGAACGGAACUGUGAAUCAUUCAAGAAGCGGACUUCCCAUUCAGACAAAGCCCACUGUGUUUGUACAAAUACUCAGCCCAAACACAAGUGUCA
Acanthaster planci (crown-of-thorns starfish) is the source of this 4930-nucleotide messenger RNA. RefSeq names its product lebercilin LCA5 (gene lca5). NCBI's taxonomy places the organism in Eukaryota, Metazoa, Echinodermata, Asteroidea, Valvatida, Acanthasteridae. The record is from RefSeq and is a predicted model, not a curated record. Gene Ontology annotation, biological process: intraciliary transport. Gene Ontology annotation, cellular component: axoneme.